AUGGGGAGGGCAAACAGGAUGGAUACCACGACCUCAAGCUUUGUGGACAGCGAUUUUCAAACGCCAAGCAAGGUGUUUGGGUCCUCUGGAACGGGCACCGGUGCUGGCUACAAUGGCCGAUCCCAAGCUGCUGACCUUGACCUGGAUGCCCUGCGCCUGAGUGGCGGCAACUCAGGAACGGCCUCCGACCUGGCUCGCCAGUCCCUCUACCGCCGAUUUGACCCCGCCUUUGCGAGCCCCGCCAACACACCCGAGCCGGCCACCUCAAAGACCAACUCUGCUGCCGCCGUCGGCGCGCCACCGCCGGGCAAGCUCCUGGACAUGGCUACCCCGGAAGCAGUUCGCCACCACCGCCAACUCCCGUCGGGCCCCGGCACAAACUCAGCCACCCCCACCAACCCAUCCGUUCCCGAUUUCCUCUCCACAACCCUCAAAACCCAUUCAGCCGCCCCCACAACCCCCUCCAUUGCCGAAGCCACCCCUUCCAACAUCAUGGCUGCCGUCAUCCCCUCUGGUGAAUUUGCUGGUCGCUCUGUCGAGGAGCUGAUUGAGGAACUGCGCGUGGCCCAGGAACUUGAGGCAGAGCUGGAGAACAAGGAAACCGAACUACGAUAUGCCCAGGCAGAUUUGCACAAGGCUGAUGAGUCAUACCGGGCCCUGCACGACCGAUUCCUCCGAACCCGAACCAAUAUCGAGCACCUGCAAGAAAACGAGCGCAAGCUCAAGCAAACGGUCACCGAACUUCAGAAAGUUAACGAGCAGCUACGCAAAGAGCACCAAGCCAUGGCGGACAAGAUUGCCACGCAAAUCAACUCGGUGAACCAACACAUCUCUGAGAUGGAAAGCAAGCAUAGUUCUGAGCUGGCUGCUGCCGAGACCAAAGUUCGCAUGGCACAGACUCGGCUGGAGCAGACGCAACGCGAGCUCGAAAACAAGACGCAGGACAACAAGGAGCUGCAAGAAAUCUGCGACUCUCUCUUGGCGCGUAUCGAGCAAUGA
This is a messenger RNA of Monosiga brevicollis MX1, 999 nucleotides long. RefSeq lists its product as uncharacterized. The coding region runs from base 1 to 999 and encodes 332 amino acids. The transcript is spliced from 9 exons. The record is from RefSeq and is a predicted model, not a curated record. Lineage: Eukaryota; Choanoflagellata; Craspedida; Salpingoecidae.